CUGUCGGCGCUGUCGUGCGCGCAGCGAUGCGGCGGCGCGGCGGGGACGGCGACAGCGGCGACAGCGGCGACAUUGGCCGGGCGGAGGGCAGGCUCGGCGUGGCCCGGCACGGGCGGUGUGACUCGCAGCGCCCAGCCCUGGCACGUUCCCUGCCCUUCCUGCCUCCCGGCGCCCCGUGCGAGGGCGUGGGGACCACAUCAGAGCCUGUGUCACCCUUUGUCACGGUGGGGCUGCUCAGACGCCUCGGCUCCAUCCCCAAGAGUGGCACAACACCGAUGCCCCGGCGCUCGUGGCUGCCAUGGCUGAGCACCCUCCUGCUGGCCCCGCUCCUCUCCUGCGCCGCCGUGCCCUUCCUCAUCCGCCUCUUCCCCAGCCUGCUCACCAAAUUCGUCUACCUGAACUUCCUGGCCUUCCCUUUCUUCGUGGAUUUUCGGCGGCCGGAGCUGCUGGUGAGCAACACCAUCAACCUGUACCUCACCACCGAGCCGGGCGUCACAGUUGGCAUCUGGCACACGGUGCCAAGCAGCAAAGGGGCCGAGGCGCAGGGCAAGGACCAGCGCUGGUACGAGGAGGCUCUUGCUGAUGCUCACCCCGUGAUCAUCUACCUGCACGGCAAUGGGGGCACCAGGGCUGCGAGUCACCGCAUCCAGUUCUUGAAGACGAUGGGGGCUGCUGACUUCCACAUCCUGGCUCUCGACUACAGAGGCUAUGGGGACUCCACUGGACGCCCCUCAGAGAGUGGCUUCACCACAGACGUCCUGGCACUCUACGACUGGGUGAAAGCGCGGAGUGGCAACAGCAGCAUCCUCUUCUGGGGACAUUCCCUGGGGACAGGGAUUGCCACCAACGCAGCGAGGAAGCUGCAGGAGGAGCGAGGGGUCCAGGUUGAUGCUGUUGUCCUGGAGUCUCCCUACACCAACAUCCGAGAUGCGGCCGCCAACAUCCCCAUCACCAAGAUCUACCGGCAGCUCCCGGGUUUUGAGUACCUCAUCCUGGACUCCAUGGCUCGGGCAGGAAUGUUCUUCUGCAGUGAUGAGAACGUGAAGGUGCUGGACUGCCCCCUCCUCAUCCUGCACGCAGAAGAUGAUGGAGUCCUGCCUCCAAAGCUGGGACACAAGCUCUACGAGACGGCACUCGAAGCCUACAAGGACAAAUCCAAGGUGAAGUUCAUUACCUUUCCCCCAGAGCUGGGCUUGGGCCACGACUACAUCUCCUUCAACCCGGAGCUGCCUGCCCUGGUGAAAGACUUCUUAAACAUGAAGUGAUGCCAGUUGCUGCCUGCACUGAUCCCAUGCUCCCUCAAAUCCACUCCAGGACCUCCCCCCCGCCCCGUGGCACUGAACUUACUGCUGUAAGUAAUAAAAACUACAGAGAAACUUUUAAGUCA
Messenger RNA from Vidua chalybeata, 1387 nucleotides. RefSeq names its product abhydrolase domain containing 12B (gene ABHD12B). Bases 27 to 1265 code for a protein of 412 amino acids. Gene Ontology annotation, biological process: phosphatidylserine catabolic process; monoacylglycerol catabolic process. NCBI's taxonomy places the organism in Eukaryota, Metazoa, Chordata, Aves, Passeriformes, Viduidae. The transcript has 14 exons. Gene Ontology annotation, cellular component: endoplasmic reticulum membrane. The record is from RefSeq and is a predicted model, not a curated record. Gene Ontology annotation, molecular function: phosphatidylcholine lysophospholipase A1 activity; monoacylglycerol lipase activity.